Messenger RNA from Oryza brachyantha (malo sina), 1756 nucleotides. RefSeq names its product sialyltransferase-like protein 4. The record is from RefSeq and is a predicted model, not a curated record. Lineage: Eukaryota; Viridiplantae; Streptophyta; Magnoliopsida; Poales; Poaceae. Gene Ontology annotation, molecular function: sialyltransferase activity. The transcript is spliced from 12 exons. Bases 60 to 1379 code for a protein of 439 amino acids.
GUCCCGACUCCGGCGACCGGCGGGCGGCGGCUAGGGCGGGCUUGGCUGCUCCGGCCACCAUGCGGGUUCUCCCCCUUGCCCUCGUCGCCGCCAUAUUCUCCGGGGUGACCGCCAUCCUCAUCUACCUCUCCGGCCUCUCCUCAUAUGGCGGCGCUAGGGUUUCGGAUGCGGACCUGGCGGCGCUCGGCGCGCUGCAGAGCGGCUUCAGCAAGUGUGUGGCUGCAAAUGGGCUAGGGUUGCAAGCAAUUUCAGGAGAGGAUUACUGUCGAGUUGUAAUACAGUACCCAGGCGACACAGAUUCUAAGUGGAAAGAUCCAAAAACUGGAGAACCUGAAGGUUUAUCAUUUGAGUUCAAUCUAUGUGAAGCUGUGGCCUCAUGGGAGCAGGUCCGCAAGAGCACAACAAUACUCACAAAGGAGUACAUUGAUGCGUUGCCAAAUGGUUGGGAGGAGUAUGCAUGGCGCAGGAUCAAUAAAGGAAUCCUUCUGAACAAGUGCCAGAACAGGACUCUUUGCAUGGAAAAGCUUUCAUUAGUUCUGCCUGAGACACCACCAUAUACACCUCAGCAGUUUGGUAGUUGUGCUGUAGUUGGAAACUCUGGGGAUCUUCUCAAAACUAAAUUUGGGGAUGAAAUUGAUUCUUAUGAUGUCGUUAUUAGAGAGAAUGGUGCACCCAUCCAGAACUAUACAGAAUAUGUUGGGACAAAGAGCACAUUUCGCCUUCUUAACAGAGGAUCUGCAAAGGCACUAGAUAAAGUUGUUGAAUUAGAUGAAACAAAAAAGGAAGCACUGAUUGUCAAGACAACAAUACAUGAUAUCAUGAACCAAAUGAUUCGGGAAAUUCCAAUAACCAAUCCAGUAUACCUCAUGCUAGGCACAUCAUUUGGUUCCUCUGCUAAAGGAACUGGUCUUAAGGCUCUUGAAUUCGCUCUGUCUAUCUGUGACAGUGUCGACAUGUAUGGAUUUACAGUAGACCCAGGAUACAAGGAAUGGACAAGGUACUUUUCAGAGUCCAGAAAGGGACACACUCCACUACAUGGGAGAGCAUAUUAUCAAAUGAUGGAAUGUCUUGGUCUUGUAAAAAUCCACUCACCUAUGCGAGGUGAUCCUGGCAGAGUAAUAAAGUGGCUUCCUACCAAGGAGACCAUUGAAGCUGCUUGGGUUGCUGCUGAGAAGCUGUUGAGGAGACCUGGGGCUGGAAGCAGUGGCCCUUUGAGCACUUGCACCAUGAUAAAGAAGCGAGAGAAAGGGAAGGCGCCGAAAAGAUCUGUUGUUCGUGAUGCUGCCAUGAAGCACCUGGAGUACAUGAAAGGUGCCACCAGGUACCCACUGGAGCGGAAUGCUGGGGGUGGUUACCUAUGCAUGAUCAGCGACAGAUAAAUAUAUAGCUGCCCAUAUUCCACAUGGGACGUAGAUGAUGAGGAAACACAAAUGGCAGAGUUCAUGGUAAUUUGGUGCAGGCUGCUGUACCCGGAUGAAUUCGUGGUACAGACUUUUUUGAGGGAAUUUUGGAGCUCUUUUUUUUUUUCAGAGCCGGCAGUUGAGACGAUUUGACACAUAAGUUGUCACAAUGUGUUGUAACUUACGUGGAAUCUACACAGUUGUUGUGUGAUAGAAUGACAGAUAGCUGGGCGGUUGGCUGUGGAAUUCAUCGGAUUGUUAAAUUUGUCACCUGUAACUAGAGUCUGGAAUAUGUACAUGGAGCCUGUAGUUUGUUGGCAGUAGUAGUAUUUGAUUGUCAUCACAGCCUGAAACUU